Knipowitschia caucasica is the source of this 1212-nucleotide messenger RNA. NCBI's taxonomy places the organism in Eukaryota, Metazoa, Chordata, Actinopteri, Gobiiformes, Gobiidae. The record is from the annotation of a GenBank genome assembly.
AUGGAGAAGGGCCAGGACCAUGGAGAGGGGUCAGGACCAUGGAGAGGGGCCUGGACCAUGGAGAGGGGUCAGGACCAUGGAGAGGGGCCUGGACCAUGGAGAGGGGCGAGGACCAUGGAGAGGAGCCAUGGAGAGGGGUCAGGACCAUGGAGAGGGGUCAGGACCAUGGAGAGGGGCCAGGACCAUGGAGAGGGGCCCGGACCAUGGAGAGGAGCUAGGACCAUGGAGAGGGGCCUGGACCAUGGAGAGGAGCCAGGACCAUGGAGAGGAGCCAGGACCAUGGAGAGGAGCCAAGACCAUGGAGAGGAGCUUGGACCAUGGAGAGGAGCCAGGACCAUGGAGAGGAGCCAGGACCAUGGAGAGAAGCCAGGACCAUGGAGAGGAGCCAGAACCAUGGAGAGGAGCCUGGACCCUGGAGAGGAGCCAGGACCAUGGAGAGGAGCCAGGACCAUGGAGAGGAGCCAGGACCAUGGAGAGGAGCCAGGACCAUGGAGAGGAGCCAGGACCAUGGAGAGGAGCCAGAACCAUGGAGAGGAGCCUGGACCCUGGAGAGGAGCCAGGACCAUGGAGAGGAGCCAGGACCAUGGAGAGGAGCCAGGACCAUGGAGAGGAGCAAGAACCAUGGAGAGCAGCUUGGACCAUGGAGAGGAGCUAGGACCAUGGAGAGGAGCCAGGACCAUGGAGAGGAGCCAGGACCAUGGAGAGGAGCUUGGACCAUGGAGAGGAGCUAGGACCAUGGAGAGGAGCCAGGACCAUGGAGAGGAGCCAGGACCAUGGAGAGGAGCUUGGAUCAUGGAGAGGAGCCAGGACCAUGGAGAGGAGCCAGGACCAUGGAGAGGAGCCAGGACCAUGGAGAGGAGCCAGGACCAUGGAGAGGAGCUUGGAUCAUGGAGAGGAGCUAGGACCAUGGAGAGGAGCCAGGACCAUGGAGAGGAGCCAGGACCAUGGAGAGGAGCCAGAACCAUGGAGAGGAGCCAGGACCAUGGAGAGGAGCCAGGACCAUGGAGAGGAGCCAGAACCAUGGAGAGGAGCCAGGACCAUGGAGAGGAGCCAGGACCAUGGAGAGGAGCCAGGACCAUGGAGAGGAGCAAGAACCAUGGAGAGGAGCUUGGACCAUGGAGAGGAGCCAGGACCAUGGAUAUGCAUGAAGCCAAAACUAAUCACUCAUACUUUAUGUUCCCCUAUGUCCUGGUGCUGUGUGCUGCUGGUUAA